AUGUGUGGAAUCGCGGGGCUUUAUCUAAAAAACAAAAAAUCUGUUGAUGAAAAGCUUUUGAAGAGAUUUUCAAAAGCCCUUCUACAUCGGGGACCAGAUGACCAAACCUUUUUUACUCAUCAAGAUGUUGGGCUGACGCAUACAAGAUUGUCUAUCAUCGAUUUAGAAGGGGGUGCUCAGCCGCUAACUAAUGACAAACAGCAAUGGCUUAUUGCGAAUGGAGAAAUUUACAAUCACGUAGAACUUAGAGAACGUUGGGGCAGUCAUUAUCAUUUUCAAACCCAAUCUGAUAGUGAAAUCAUUCUUGCAGCGUAUAAUCUAUCUUCAGAUUUAAAGGAGGCUAUUCAAGAACUGCGUGGGAUGUAUGCUUUUGCAUUAUAUGAUUCUGCUCAAGAAACUUUGAUUCUAAGCCGUGAUCUUUUUGGGAUCAAACCUCUCUAUUAUAUGGAAGAUGAACGUGGCGUAGCAUUCGCGUCCGAGAUCAAAACACUUCUUGAUAAUGGUUGGUGCUCAAGAAAUCCUGAUUUAGACUCUAUCUCGGAAAUUUUGCAACUGCGUUACGGAACGGAAGCUCAAACACCGGUUUCUGGAAUAAAAAGAUUGCAACCCGGGGAAACAUUAGUCGUUCGUAACGGCACCAUCGUGGAUGCCUUUAUUACACAGUCACUUCCGGCAGAUUUUCAGAAACUGAGUCAAGAGGAGGCUUUAGAGCGCUUGAAAUCAUCUUUAAAAGACAGUGUUCAUGUGCAUUUACGUUCAGAUGUUCCUUACGGAUUGUUUCUUUCUGGUGGGCUUGAUUCUGCGACAGUUCUCUCUUUAAUGAGUCGUGAAAGUGCAAAACCUGUUCGGACGUUUACAAUUGGAUUUUCAAAUGGGGAUGUUCAUGAUGCGCGUGUAGCAGCUCGAAAGUUGUCGGCUCAUUUUGGAACAGAGCACGAAGAACUCACCUUUUCGGAAAAUGAUUUUUGGACUCUUUUACCACAGGUUAUUGAAGCGUUAGAUGAUCCAAUUUUUGAUCCUGCAAUGAUGCCUACAUUUAAGAUGGCGAAAAUUGCGGCUCAAGAAUUGAAAGUUGUUUUAUGUGGUGAGGGAGGUGAUGAGCUUCUUGCAGGGUAUCGCCGUUAUCAAAAAGUAAAAUGGCCCCAAUGGAUGGGGGGACGUAUUAUGCGUCAAAAAGGAUUGUUUUCAGGGACUAAAAUUUUUACUUCAUCUUAUGAGAAUAUAUGGCGUUCUCGAUUGUCUGAUUGUGCACAAAAAAUUAAAAGUUCCACGCAUACAAGGCUCCAAUGGGCCCAGGCAAUUGAUAUUGCAACAUGGUUGCCGAACAACCUUUUAACAAAGUUAGAUCGAUGCUUAAUGGCACAUUCACUUGAAGGGCGAACGCCCUUCCUGGAUCCGAUCGUUGCACAAGCCACUUAUGGGUUGCCAGAUCAUUUAAAAGUGAGGCGCCAAUGGGGAAAGUGGAUUUUAAGGCAAUGGAUGGAAGAAGAUCUUCCUUUAGCGGAACCUUUUACAAAAAAAAGGGGAUUUAAUGUACCGGUGGGGCACUGGGUUUUAAAAUACAAAGUGCAGUUGGCGAAUUUGCUUCCUGACCAUGAAGCAUUUGAGGGACUUUGUAAUCGUUCAGAAAUGCAGAAUACCAUUCGCUCUGCAACAAAAGACCAAGGAAUGGGAGUUUGGACUCUCCUUGUUUAUGCCCUUUGGUAUCAAAGGUUUAUACAAGGCCGUCCUUUGGGGGAUAAAGUUUUUGAUAGUUUAAGUGAAGAGGUCCGUGCCCUAGAAGCAAAGGGAGCAGACUGGGUGCAUGUUGAUGUUAUGGAUGGUCACUUUGUUCCUAAUAUUACAAUGGGACCUGCAAUUUUACACUCUUUAAAGUCCCAUACAACGUUGCCUUUAGAUGUCCAUCUGAUGAUUUCUCCUGUAGAUGAUCACUUAGAGUCUUUUGCAAAGGCUGGGGCUCAUUCUAUGACGAUUCAUCCAGAGGCAGGCCCACAUGUUCAUCGUACUCUGCAGACGAUUCGUUCUCUGGGGUGUAAGGCGGGUUUCGCCUUGAACCCAAGCACUUCCAUAGAGAUGCUUCCUUACUUAUUGGAUCAAUUGGACCUUAUUCUUGUGAUGACGGUAAAUCCAGGUUUUGGUGGGCAAAAAUUUAUUGCUUCUCAACUGGAAAAAAUUCGUCAAGUACGUGCUUUGAUCGACCAAUCUUCAAAAGAUAUUUUAUUGGAAGUUGAUGGGGGGAUUACACCAGAAACGGCUAUUAAAGUUCGUGAUGCGGGAGCAGAUAUUCUGGUUGCGGGAACAUCAAUUUUUAAUCACCCGAGUGGGUGUUAUCAAAAAGCGAUGCAAGAGCUUCGUGGUGUUUUGUAA
Stylophora pistillata is the source of this 2367-nucleotide messenger RNA. Its product is annotated as asparagine synthetase [glutamine-hydrolyzing] 1-like. The record is from RefSeq and is a predicted model, not a curated record. NCBI's taxonomy places the organism in Eukaryota, Metazoa, Cnidaria, Anthozoa, Scleractinia, Pocilloporidae.